Molecule: messenger RNA, 1008 nt
Organism: Diutina rugosa
Lineage: Eukaryota; Fungi; Ascomycota; Pichiomycetes; Serinales; Debaryomycetaceae
Exons: 1
Coding region: 1-1008 (335 amino acids)
Source: RefSeq, a predicted model, not a curated record
AUGCCGCUGGGUCUCGCUCCCUCCGUAAAAGCAGAGGGUGUGCUGCCUCGUUGUCCCACGACGCUGUCCUUUGCUUCCUCUUCGCCAAGCGCCCAAAGCGCCGCUGGCGCCGCUAAUGGCGGCGACACCACCAGUCUCUGGCGCCGCCUCGAGCAGUUGGAACGGGUGGUGCUGGCUCAAUCGGACGAGAUCGCCAUCCUCAAAAAGGCAGUGGCGCUGGCGCCGCUGACCACGGCGCCACUGGCAGUGCUGCUGCUGCUGACCCCCGUGUUGCUUCGGGCGCUGACGAUGACACCCCAAACACUAGGCGCUGACGAUGCCGAUGUGAUUCGCCUUCUAAAACACGAUAUCGACACCAAGCUCCGCCACACCCACUUGGACCCGCUGGAGCUUUCCCGCUACAUUGACGCCCACACGACGCUGGCAAUCCUCGACCAGGUAAAGACCUACUUCCCGCGGCUCGUCGUCGAUGCGCCACCGCCGACGUUUGUGGCGCUGGAGUUCUUUGAGCUCCCCAUUAUCGACCAGCUGUUGGUGAUCGAGACGUUUAACGACCCUGGCAUCGGCGAUAAGCUCGAGCUGAUCCAGCAGUUGUUUCAAACGACCCAGGUUCCCUUCCACUAUUGGGGGUUUUAUGGCGUCACCUACCUCGGUGACUUGAUCCGCCUGGGGCUAGAACCGCUGCCGCUGUGGCCUGAGUUUUUGGAAUAUUUGUUUCAAUACCGCCAGUUCUACGAAGAGGACUUGCACCACAUGCACGUGUGGCUCCAUACCCGGCCAAAACGGGGCCAGCCAGUGCUCCAGUUUGUGUCGCGAUAUAAGCAGCGAGCGGCACACUAUAAGGAUUUCCCGGGUAAGUUUACCCUUGAAAGAGACCGGCUUGUGUUCUGGCUCAAACGGAGCUUCCCCGAACGAGUGGCAGCAGUGGAGUUCGAACAAGUGGUCCACCGCGACCCCUUCUACCAUAGCGUCGUGCAAAUGUUCUCCGCCAACGAAAGUUUUAAUUGA